Molecule: messenger RNA, 2231 nt
Organism: Amaranthus tricolor (Joseph's coat)
Lineage: Eukaryota; Viridiplantae; Streptophyta; Magnoliopsida; Caryophyllales; Amaranthaceae
Product: pyridoxine/pyridoxamine 5'-phosphate oxidase 1, chloroplastic
Exons: 14
Coding region: 33-1655 (540 amino acids)
Biological process (GO): pyridoxine biosynthetic process
Molecular function (GO): pyridoxamine phosphate oxidase activity; FMN binding
Source: RefSeq, a predicted model, not a curated record
GCUUGUUCCACACAAAAGAAUGGCUAGGGAAGAUGAGAAGAUCUUUGGUGUAUAAACUCAAAGCAAUGUCAUGUCUUGUUUCGAACCAAACAUUUCUCCUCUGUAAACCCGCCAUAAUCUUCACCGUUUCCUCUCAAAAUUUAUUAGCUAAAUCUUCCGUUUUCUCUCCCCGUACUUCCUUCUCUAAUCUUCUUUCUUCUCAGUUUGGUUUCAGAAAUUUGAAUUCGAGAAGUUUACACCGUUACUUUUCAAUGAGUACUGGUAAAGAAAUGGAAUCUAUUUCAUAUUUAUCACAGCGACAAGCAGCCGAGAUUGAUGAAACUUUAAUGGGUCCUUUGGGAUUCAGUAUCGAUCAAUUAAUGGAACUGGCUGGUUUAAGUGUUGCUUGUGCUAUUCAUGAGGUCUACAAACCCUCUGAGUAUAAUCGUGUCCUUGCUAUCUGUGGCCCGGGCAACAAUGGUGGUGAUGGACUUGUGGCUGCUCGACAUCUAUAUCACUUUGGAUAUCAACCAUCUAUAUGCUAUCCAAAACAUACACCUAAGCCUUUGUAUAAUGACCUGGUGACUCAGCUUAAAUCAUUGUCCGUUCCUUUCUUGUCGACUGAUGAUCUGCCUUCGGACUUGUCAAAUGAUUUCGACAUCAUCAUUGAUGCAAUGUUUGGAUUCUCUUUUCAUGGUACCCCAAGACCACCUUUUGAUGCUCUCAUCCAGAAGUUGAUAUCCUGUCAGAAUUAUCAUCACACUGGUGUGAAGUCAACUGUUAUUGUCUCCAUAGAUAUCCCAUCUGGGUGGCAUGUUGAAGAAGGGGAUAUAACUGGUGAAGGCAUCAAACCUGACAUGCUGAUCUCUUUAACUGCACCAAAGUUAUGCACUAAGAAAUUUGAUGGUUCACAUCACUUUAUGGGCGGAAGAUUUGUACCACCGGCUAUUCUGGACAAAUAUAAUCUUAAUCUUCCACCAUAUCCAGGCAGCUCAAUGUGUGUACGUAUUGGUAAAUCUCUUCAAGUGGACAUUGCAUCUUUAAGAGAGAACUAUAUAUCUCCAGCCCUUUUGGAGGAGCAGGUUGAGACUGACCCUUUAGAUCAGUUCCGCAAAUGGUUUGAUGAUGCAAUUGCUGCUGGGUUGAAGGAGCCAAAUGCUAUGGCAUUGUCAACUGCUGCAAGGGAUGGAAAACCUUCAUCACGAAUGGUUCUGCUGAAAGGAGUUGAUGCAAAUGGGUUUGUCUGGUUCACAAACUAUGAAAGUCGUAAAGCGCAUGAAAUAUCUGAGAAUCCACGUGCUGCCCUUCUGUUUUAUUGGGAUGGCCUUAAUCGUACGGUUAGAGUAGAAGGGUCGGUGGAAAAAGUUUCCCAUGAAGAGUCUGAACAGUAUUUUCAUAGCCGUCCUCGUGGGAGUCAAAUUGGAGCUAUUGUUAGCAAGCAGAGUUGCAUUGUUCCGGGACGACAAUAUCUCCAAGAGAAGUACAAAGAAUUGGAGGCAAUAUAUUCAGAUGAGAGUGUGAUUCCUAAGCCAAAUUACUGGGGAGGAUUUCGACUGAAACCAGAAUAUUUUGAAUUUUGGCAGGGGCAACCUUCUCGCUUGCAUGACAGGUUACGUUAUACUCCAGUGGAGGUUAACGGAAAGCAUGUGUGGAAAAUUGAUCGCUUGGCUCCAUGACUGCUACUUUCUCAAUCAGCACUCUGAAAAUUCAGAGUAGGUCCAUUAUGUCUUCAUACUUCUAUUUGAUGAUGAUUUUCUAUCCACUUUGGGAAAUUCAAUUUGCACUGCACAAUCUGAAUUCAGAACAUCAUGUGUUUUCUGAGUAAAUUAUAAGCCAACAUAAUCAUGUAAAAAUGGUUGUUCUUGACUUUGAAGUACAAACAAUAUAAAGGUUUACUCUUUAAGAACCAAGUCAGACCGUUACGGUGGGGUAGAUUCACUCCUUGUCUGCAUUCUGGCCUUGAGAGCAGGUUUAGACUACCAUUAGAGGUUGUUGAGAUCUCGUAUAACAUGGUGGGUGACGCCACUAUCAGCAACUAUGAUGAUGAAGUCGAUGGUUGAAAAUUGGUGGAAAUGGUGGUGGUGCAAGAAUGGCGACGAGCGAUACAUUUCAUGUCAUCAAUAAAUAUCACCUUUGUAUCGUGUUUGUUUAAUGUUCCCUUAACAAUUGCUACGUAAUAUACAAUGUUAAAGUUUGAGAAACAACUUGUUUCAGUUGCAAAACAAAUAUCGCUUCUAACAAUAUAAGAUUAA